UCUCUUCUGGGCCUGAAGUGAAGGGCAAGCGACUGUGCCAGCGCGGGCUUCCCGGAGAGAGCCGGGCGCGACUCCAGUCCGCUGCGGCGCGGAGGACCAGGGCCUGGGAAACCGGACGGGGCGCUCGGCAUGUGGGACCCGCAGGAGUUUGAGCGCCACUGGCAGGCCGAGUUCCCCGGGGUGAAGGCACCCGUCAUGCGGCUGGACUCGGUGCUGGACAUGGAGCGGGAGCUGGAGCGCUGCAAGCUCAACCUGAAGCGGCUGCAACAGGUGCUGGCGGAGGAAAAGUUCAAAGUCUUCUACCUGCAGGCGGCCCUGGCCGGCGAGAAGCAGGACCUAGGCUUUGGACACCUGGAGGAUGGAGACGGCGGCAGCAGGGGAGCCUCCGCCGAGGAGCCGGCGCCGGCCGGGUCAGUACGGGGCCCGCCACCGCGCGAGGACGAGGGCGCAGCGGCCGAUGGCGGAGACUCCCUGGGCCCCCCGCGCCCCGACCCGGAGGCUGAAUCUCCACCCUGUGUGUGCCUGGACCUUCCCACCUUGCCCGGGCCGGCGAAAGAAGGGGGCGCGGUGCGCUGCUUGACUGCCGCCAUCCACCAGCAGCUGCUGCAGCCUCGCCUCCUCUUCAGGCCCCGGGAGGACUGUGCGCCCCCGGGUAACGACGGCACGGUUCCCUGCGCCCCGCGAGAGGAUCCGUGGUCGGCGACUGGCGCGGGGCGGUGCUCGGAGAAGGGCGAGCCGGAAGGCUUGGGCGCGGACGAUGAAGGCGACAGCAGUGACCACGACUUCGAGAUGGUGGAUUUGAACGAGAAAUUCGUCCUCGGUCACUUGGUCAUGGCCCCCUGCCGAUUCGCAACCCGUGAUGAGGCUGAGAAGCCGGCGCGGGCGUGCAGCCCCCACCGCUGGAUGCACUUGAUUCCCGGGGGGCGGCGGCAGCAGCGUCGCCGGAGCCCGGACCUGGAGCAGCUGGAAGCCGAGGGCAAGGACGCGCCGGGUUUGCCGCUGGCUUCAGAUGAGUACCCCCGGCGCGGGGCCCGCGAACACCUCCCCCCGUGGCGGCGCAAGAGGUUCCUGUGGGUGCAGGAGCGGGACUCGCCCUGUCACAGCUCUCCCGAGAGGGGCAGCGACUGCAGCCGCAACAGCUCAGACCACGAAGACGGCUCCUCUGCAGACUUCAGCUACGGGGCCGACGACUUCGACGGAGAGGGGAAUGAGGAGCAGAAGGGGCCCCCGGAGGGCUCGGAGACCAUGCCGUACAUCGACGAGUCGCCCACCAUGUCGCCCCAGCUCAGCGCCCGCAGCCAGGGUGGCGGGGACAGCAUCUCCCCCACCCCACCCGAGGGGCUGGCACCUGGGGUGGAAGCAGGGAAAGGCCUGGAGAUGCGGAAGCUGGUUCUCUCGGGGUUCCUGGCCAGCGAGGAGAUCUACAUCAACCAGCUAGAAGCCCUGUUGCUGCCCAUGAAACCCCUGAAGGCCACAGCCACCACCUCCCAGCCCGUGCUUACCAUCCAGCAGAUAGAGACCAUCUUCUACAAGAUCCAGGACAUCUACGAGAUCCACAAGGAGUUCUACGACAACCUCUGCCCCAAGGUGCAGCAGUGGGACAGCCAGGUCACCAUGGGUCACCUCUUCCAGAAGCUGGCCAGCCAGCUUGGUGUGUACAAAGCAUUUGUGGAUAACUACAAAGUGGCUCUGGAGACAGCUGAGAAGUGCAGCCAGUCUAACAACCAGUUCCAGAAGAUCUCAGAGGAGCUCAAAGUAAAGGGCCCCAAGGAUUCCAAGGACAGCCACACAUCGGUCACCAUGGAAGCUCUGCUCUACAAGCCCAUUGACCGAGUCACUCGGAGCACCCUGGUCCUGCACGACCUGCUGAAGCACACACCUGUGGACCACCCAGACUACCCGCUGCUCCAGGAUGCCCUCCGCAUCUCCCAGAACUUCCUGUCCAGCAUCAACGAGGACAUUGACCCCCGCCGGACUGCAGUCACGACCCCCAAGGGCGAGACACGGCAGCUGGUGAAGGAUGGCUUCCUGGUGGAGGUGUCGGAGAGCUCGCGGAAGCUGCGGCACGUCUUCCUCUUUACAGAUGUCCUUCUGUGUGCCAAGCUGAAGAAGACAUCAGCGGGGAAGCACCAGCAGUAUGAUUGCAAAUGGUACAUCCCCCUGGCCGACCUUGUUUUCCCAUCUCCCGAGGAGUCUGAGGCCAGUCCUCAGGUGCACCCCUUCCCAGACCAUGAGCUGGAGGACAUGAAAAUGAAGAUCUCUGCCCUCAAGAGUGAAAUCCAAAAGGAGAAAGCCAAUAAAGGGCAGAGCCGGGCCAUUGAGCGCCUGAAAAAGAAGAUGUUUGAAAAUGAAUUCUUGCUGCUGCUCAAUUCCCCCACAAUACCAUUUCGGAUCCACAAUCGGAAUGGAAAGAGCUACCUGUUCCUACUGUCCUCAGACUAUGAGAGGUCAGAGUGGAGAGAAGCAAUUCAGAAACUACAGAAGAAAGAUCUCCAGGCCUUUGUCCUGAGCUCGGUGGAGCUCCAGGUGCUCACGGGAUCCUGCUUCAAACUUAGGACUGUACACAACAUUCCUGUCACCAGCAAUAAAGACGACGACGAGUCUCCAGGACUCUAUGGCUUUCUCCACGUCAUCGUCCACUCUGCCAAGGGGUUUAAGCAGUCAGCCAACCUCUACUGUACCCUGGAGGUGGAUUCCUUCGGCUAUUUUGUCAGCAAAGCCAAAACCAGGGUGUUCCGGGACACGACAGAGCCAAAGUGGGAUGAGGAGUUUGAGAUCGAGCUAGAGGGCUCUCAGUCCCUGAGGAUCCUGUGCUAUGAGAAGUGCUAUGACAAGACCAAGGUCAACAAGGACAACAACGAGAUCGUGGACAAGAUCAUGGGCAAAGGGCAGAUCCAGUUGGACCCACAGACUGUAGAAACCAAAAACUGGCACACAGAUGUGAUUGAGAUGAAUGGGAUCAAGGUGGAAUUCUCCAUGAAGUUCACCAGCCGAGAUAUGAGCCUCAAGCGGACCCCGUCCAAAAAGCAGACCGGCGUCUUUGGUGUGAAGAUCAGUGUGGUGACCAAGCGGGAGCGCUCCAAGGUGCCCUACAUUGUCCGGCAGUGUGUGGAGGAGGUGGAGAAGAGGGGCAUCGAGGAGGUUGGCAUCUACCGGAUAUCAGGGGUGGCCACAGACAUCCAGGCGCUGAAGGCCGUCUUCGAUGCCAACAACAAGGACAUCCUGCUGAUGCUGAGCGACACAGACAUCAAUGCUAUCGCCGGCACCCUCAAGCUCUACUUCCGGGAGCUGCCUGAGCCCCUCCUCACAGACCGGCUUUACCCCGCCUUUAUGGAGGGCAUUGCCCUGUCAGACCCUGCUGCCAAGGAAAACUGCAUGAUGCACCUUCUCCGCUCCCUGCCUGACCCCAACCUCAUCACCUUCCUCUUCCUGCUGGAACACUUGAAAAGGGUUGCUGAAAAGGAACCCAUCAACAAAAUGUCCCUUCACAAUCUGGCUACUGUGUUUGGCCCCACGUUACUGAGACCCUCAGAAGUGGAGAGCAAAGCACACCUCACGUCAGCUGCAGAUAUCUGGUCCCAUGACGUCAUGGCACAGGUCCAGGUCCUCCUCUACUACCUGCAGCACCCUCCCAUUUCCUUCGCAGAACUGAAGCGGAACACACUGUACUUCUCCACCGAUGUGUAGCCUGAGGCAGGGGCAGCUGCAGAGGGGGGCUGGAGCCAGCCUCUCCAGCUGGGGGGCCCAACACAGACUUGAAAGACUGCAAUGGAAAACCCCCAAACCCAGCAGGCCAGACGACAAAGGAAGCAGAUUUCCAAGAACUGGAAUAUGUGCAUCUUUUGUGCCACCCUGUACAAAGCAAGCCCAUCCGCCCCCCAGCCCUCGCCACCACUCCCCAGGCUCCUGCCCUCUGUAUCUCUAGUUGUGUCUAAUGCUCCGUGCUGUUCGGGAAUUGUUUUAUGUAUAUUUGUCAUGCAGAAAAGGUAGUGACCGACCCGGUCUGGGCGCACAGACGGCCUGCUUUGUUUUUUCAUUUCCUCCAACACUUUCUUUCCUUCUGAGUCCAGUGCAAGGGCUUUCAUUUGGCUCUUUGUGACUGCUGCCAGCUUAGCCUCUCUUGGCCCUGCUCCCAGACUGCAGUCUCCUGGCAGCCUCCCCUGGGUUUUCCUCCACCCGCUGCUCCCUCCCGGCCCACCCGCAUGCAUGCACAGCCUUAGUUUUUGCUCCAUCUCCUCGAAAGUUCUGAAGAGGCCCUGGGUGCGGUGGUGAUGGGCCUGAUGCUGCCACGGCUGCCCCCACCCUCUCCUUGCUCUCGGUCUGUGGAAGCACACUGCUUUGCCUUGCGGCCUGUGCAAAAAUUGGAUAAGGAGACAGAAUGACACCUAUCCCCAGUUUAGCACAGCGCUGGAGAGCUGAUUUGUGGAAAUUUCUAUUUGAGACUCUCCAUUUCUGGGGUUUAUCCACUCUGUCUCCGGCCUACCAGUGAGGCAUCUUUGACUGUUUUUUCUUCUACUGCUUUUCAGUUCCUUUUUCCCUGAUGUUCUAUUUCUUUUGAGUGUAAAGACUUACAACAAGUGACCUGCUAUCAAGAUAGCAAGAGAGUCAGGAAAGAAUCUGGGGAGCAGAAGUUGGAGGAGUUAGUCUGCUGAGGAAACACGACAGAUCAAACAGGCAGAGGAGUGCCAUGUAGCACUGGGUGUCUUGAGUUGUGGGGGAAGCACCUCUUCGUGGCAAGGAGUUGUAGUGGCUUCUCGAAUGGAGCCAGACUUCCUGGAGGGCAACUGCUAUGGCUGAAGCAGGUAUCCAGAAAGAGGCAGGCUCCAUCCGGGAGGCAAGGCCUUCACCUGGUACCUCUCGUACCUCACGGUACUUUUGCCUUAGAUUUUACAUUCUCCACAGCCGAGCACUGCCGUGGGGCAGCCCUCACUGCUGCAGGGGCUUCAGGGCCUUGAAAGGAAGGCGCAAUCCAGCAGUGGUCAGCUGCCACAGUGCUGCCUCCACCCCACCUCAGCCUCUAGAUGCAGCCUUCUGGGCGAACUCCGGGGAACUCCAGAGGUAGGGGCAAUGAGGAAACACAAGCACCUGCCUCCAGAGUAGGGGAUUAGCAGGUUCAGUCCCAAGUUUGAAACUCACUGCUUGGUAGUGGAAAGGAGUGCGCUGUGUUCCCCCAAGGUCAGUUUUCCUUCUGAGCAGUGGCUGCCAGCCUGUGGCAGUUAGCCUGGGAGGGCAGGGUCCUUGUCUGCAGGGACUUGAGCUGUUAACACACAGCUCCCUGAUUCCAUGUGGAAGAGGGUAGGUGCUAGGCCCUCAGGGUUUGGGAGAGUAGCUGCCAUAUUUUGUGCGCAGGGCCAUGUCUCAAAGAAGGAUUUGCUAGCCCCAAAGCUAUAGGGCUUGCUUGGGAAGAGGCAGGGCCCUUUCUGAUUUGUGUUUACGGCUGUUGCCCAGAUCUUGGGCAGAAUGGUACGCAUUUUAUGCACAUCGGAGGCAAGAGAGGCUUAAGAGGAGGGAAAUACUGGCCACUCAGCUGCCUGUUAGGUGCUUAGCAAGAAGCCCUGCUCCCUGGAACAAGAGAGGAAGGCGAAAGAGGGCCGCUUGAGUCUAAAGAUCCUGGUGUCUCACUAUUCCCGGAAUCUGCUCGGCACUCAGGAGUUGGUGUGUGUCAUGGGAGGCUCUUGCUUGCUUCCAAAGCGAUUGGCAUUAAUGAACUGGAGGGUAGUUCAUUAUCCCAAAAUGGGUGCUUCCCACCUCCCAAAAACCAAUGCAAAGAGAAGGAAAUGUUUGCUUCUCAGCAUCAGGUAGCUUCUGCAGCCCCAGGCUUGCUUAGGCAAUGUGAAAACAGGAGUAAGACUGGGAGGGCUGAGCUUUAUGUAAAAGGCUCCUAAUAUUUAUAAAUUCUACCCCGAGUUGGGGGGUAGGGGGUACCAGACCUGGAUUAAGCUGCACCAAGGAAAUGCCCCAUGGCUUCUCCUGAGACAGGGACUGUGCAGCCCAGAAACCCCCCAGCCACCAUGCCCAGCAGGGUGGGUUGUGCCCACAGGAACCCCAAGUGUGCCUGUCCUUGCCGGGCUGUGGCUGAGGGCUGCCAGUUUGGGCUGAUGCAGGUAGGAUGGGACCCUUCGUUAAUAUUUGACUUUAAUAAGUUGGUAAGGAUAUAUUUUUUUUUUGGUCUCUGUUCUGUUUCAACUUAUGUAGAUUAUUAUAAAUUGAUGUAAACCAUGUGAGAGGAAAAUAUUAAUAAAAAAUGCAAAGUCCCAACAUUUGCACAAAACUCA
This is a messenger RNA of Choloepus didactylus (southern two-toed sloth), 6275 nucleotides long. RefSeq names its product ABR activator of RhoGEF and GTPase (gene ABR). The coding region runs from base 130 to 3687 and encodes 1185 amino acids. The record is from RefSeq and is a predicted model, not a curated record. Gene Ontology annotation, biological process: protein phosphorylation; positive regulation of GTPase activity; intracellular signal transduction. The transcript is spliced from 23 exons. Gene Ontology annotation, cellular component: membrane. Gene Ontology annotation, molecular function: GTPase activator activity; guanyl-nucleotide exchange factor activity; protein serine/threonine kinase activity. NCBI's taxonomy places the organism in Eukaryota, Metazoa, Chordata, Mammalia, Pilosa, Megalonychidae.